Molecule: messenger RNA, 2063 nt
Organism: Lycium ferocissimum
Lineage: Eukaryota; Viridiplantae; Streptophyta; Magnoliopsida; Solanales; Solanaceae
Product: probable glucuronoxylan glucuronosyltransferase IRX7
Exons: 4
Coding region: 391-1749 (452 amino acids)
Molecular function (GO): glycosyltransferase activity
Source: RefSeq, a predicted model, not a curated record
AUGCCGCUAUUCAUUCUGCUCCAUUUACAACACAAUGUGACCUUUCUGCAACUCUUUCUCUCUCUUCAUUUUCCCUCUCUCUUCUCUGCAACUUCAUGACCUCCAUGAUUAUUUUUUUUUCCUUGGGAAACCAAAAACUGAACCAAACCCCAAUACUAAAUUAUUAUUUUCUUGAACCAUUACUAAUUUAUUAAUUAGGUGUCAAAAUUUUAUUCUUUCAUUUCUUUAUUCUUCUUUAAGUUAAAACGAACUCUUAACAAACCACAAGUCUUCUUCAAUACCUUGUUUUUCUUCAUUUCCACUUCAUAUCAACACCAAAUUCGACAACCCCAUUUUACCAAAUUUCUAAAACAACCCUUUUAUUUAAGGGUUUAUAUAGAACAAAAAAAAAUGGAACCAAAGAAACCAAGAAAAAACAGAGGUUUUUAUGUUAGAAUGAAGUUGUUAAACAACAACAGAUAUGGUAGAACAAAUUUUUGUUACAGAUAUUUCAAAUGGUUACUUUGGUUUUCACUUUCUUUUUAUUUUUUUGCUUCAUUUCUAUUCAAUCAUAAACCUAAUACUUCUUCUUUCAUUUCUAAUAUUUCUAAAACAACCGUUCAUCAAUAUUCUGAAAAAGCUUCACGUGCCCUUAUUGAAUCAUCUAUCAAACAAAAUCACCAUCAAGAUUUGUUGAAUGGUUUAAAGAUUUACGUUUAUGAAUUACCAACGAGGUACAAUACAGAUUGGCUAUCAAAUGAAAGAUGUAGUAACCAUUUAUUUGCAUCUGAGGUGGCAAUACAUAAAGCUUUAUUGAAAAAUGAUGAUGUUAGAACAUUUGAUCCAUAUGAAGCUGAUUUUUUCUUUGUACCAGUUUAUGUUUCUUGCAAUUUUAGCAAAGUUAAUGGAUUUCCAGCUAUUGGCCAUGCUCGUAAAUUAAUUUCUUCAGCUAUUGAGCUUAUUUCUAUGGAAUUUCCUUUCUGGAAUCGAAGCUUAGGUGAAGAUCAUGUCUUUGUUGCUUCUCAUGAUUUUGGGUCUUGUUUUCACACAUUGGAGGAUGUGGCUAUGGCAGAUGGGAUACCUGAAAUUUUGAGAAAUUCAAUUAUAUUACAAACAUUUGGUGUUAAAUAUGAUCAUCCAUGUCAAAGAGCAGAACAUAUUGUGAUUCCACCGUAUGUUUCACCGGAAAGUGUACGAAAAACGCUUGCCACGUCGGAUGUUAAUGGUCGGCGUGAUAUUUUUGCAUUCUUUAGGGGUAAAAUGGAAGUCCACCCUAAAAAUGUCAGCGGGCGUUAUUACAGCAAGAAAGUCCGUACUGUUAUAUUAAAAAAAUACGGAAAUGAUCGGAGAUUCUACCUGAAACGUCACCGUUUUGCCGGUUAUCAAUCAGAGAUAUUACGUUCUACCUUUUGUUUAUGUCCAUUAGGGUGGGCCCCAUGGAGUCCACGACUCGUGGAAUCGGUCGUUUUAGGUUGCGUACCGGUUAUAAUUGCCGACAAAAUCGACCUCCCGUUUUCCUCCGCCGUACCAUGGUCGGAGAUAUCGAUCACGGUGGCGGAGAAAGACGUCGGAAAACUAGAUUCUGUUCUUGAACAUGUAGCAUCGACCAACUUAAGCAUCAUACAACAGAAGUUAUGGGACCCUAGAAUUACAAGGGCCCUUUUGUUUCAUGAUCGGACGGUUGAAGGUGAUGCCACGUGGCAAGUGUUACAUGCUUUGACAAAGAAGUUAAAUCGGUCGUAUCGAAGGUCAAGAGUUUCAAGCGAAUGAGAAGCGGCCACGUGGAUGGAAUAUAUUUGCUAGCUAAGAAAAAGGCUUCUUAAAGCUACGUGGAAAUGCGUAAAUGUGGGAGACAGCUAUGGAUGUGUUGGACUGUUCUUUUGACAAGACAACUCUGUUUAUUAUGUUACACUAAAAAUGUAUAUAGAGUUAGGGGAAGUGGGGUCUACUAGAGUUGUAUGCUGAGGUGGCAGAAUGUGAUUGGAGGAGGAAGCGGCUCGGGGUGGACAAGAGCUUAUGUUGUACAUGUGAGAAAGGAAUAUUAAUUUUUUAAUUGGUAAUGGGGGAAAUAUGGAGAGACAGGA